GUGCGCAUGCGUCAAGAAAUGUGGGGCGGGUGAGACGAUUGCGUGCGCCUCACGGCAGCGCAGUGAAGCUGGGAAAGGGCGGAGGGGUUGGCGCGUGCGUAUUGAACGGCUAUUUUGGCGGGCGUUGCGCAGAAGCGGCGGCUGUGAGGGGGUACAACCCAGGGAGGGGGAGUUGGUUUCGUCUGAAGCCCGUUACUUUCUUCAGGAAUUGGGUAGCCUUGGUGCAUUAGGUGCAACUCCACGCUAUGGGCAAGAGAAACAAGAGGACAGCAGAUAGUUCGUCCUCUGAAGAUGAGGAGGAAUAUGUUGUGGAGAAGGUUCUAGACAGGCGUGUUGUGAAGGGUCAAGUGGAGUAUCUUCUCAAGUGGAAAGGAUUCUCUGAGGAGCAUAAUACUUGGGAACCUGAGAAGAACCUUGACUGCCCUGAACUGAUUUCUGAGUUUAUGAAAAAAUAUAAAAAAAUGAAAGAAGGUGAAAACAAACCCCGGGAGAAAUCGGAGAGUGGCAAGCGAAAAUCAAGCCUCGCCAAUAAUACUGAGGACAUCAAAGCCAAAAAGAAGAGGGAGAGCACCGAUAUCGCCAGGGGCUUUGAAAGAGGAUUGGAGCCAGAAAAGAUCAUCGGAGCCACAGACUCCUGUGGCGAUUUAAUGUUCCUAAUGAAAUGGAAAGACACGGAUGAGGCUGACCUGGUUCUAGCCAAAGAAGCCAACGUGAAGUGCCCUCAAAUUGUGAUAGCGUUUUAUGAAGAGAGAUUGACCUGGCAUGCAUACCCAGAAGACGCUGAGAACAAAGAGCGGGAGGCAGUGAAGAGCUAAAGUGACCGGGGUCCUCUGUCCAUCCAUAGUUGUACAUAUAUUCUACCCCUCUCUUCCCCCUUCAGCCCAAACACAUCCAUGAAAAUGUGCUUAUUACUGUGUUCCACAGGAGAAACGUUGAUAUUGGUUGGUUUAGUUUUGACAUAAAUGGUGUUGAAGUCA
Molecule: messenger RNA, 977 nt
Organism: Heteronotia binoei (common prickly gecko)
Lineage: Eukaryota; Metazoa; Chordata; Lepidosauria; Squamata; Gekkonidae
Gene: CBX5
Product: chromobox 5
Exons: 5
Coding region: 246-815 (189 amino acids)
Biological process (GO): negative regulation of transcription by RNA polymerase II; chromatin organization
Cellular component (GO): nucleus; pericentric heterochromatin
Molecular function (GO): chromatin binding
Source: RefSeq, a predicted model, not a curated record